Molecule: messenger RNA, 4191 nt
Organism: Zonotrichia leucophrys gambelii
Lineage: Eukaryota; Metazoa; Chordata; Aves; Passeriformes; Passerellidae
Product: bifunctional heparan sulfate N-deacetylase/N-sulfotransferase 3
Exons: 15
Coding region: 309-3002 (897 amino acids)
Cellular component (GO): Golgi apparatus
Molecular function (GO): heparan sulfate N-sulfotransferase activity; deacetylase activity
Source: RefSeq, a predicted model, not a curated record
UGCCGGGCGGUGCUGCACCCCCGGCGGCAGCCCCGCCGCACCUCCGCGCCCCGGGCGGCUCCGUGCCCCGGCGCCUCUCCCGGAGCAGGCUCUGCGGAGGGCAGAGACGGCGGCGGGAUCUGAGGCACCUCGCGGGGACAUGCCGGCGGAGCGCGUCCGGAGACUGUACCUUCAGUAAAGCUCUGUGGAAGAUAGAUGUGUGUGCUGCAAUGGUGACAUAAAUAUUUCAGAGGACUGGAACAAGUUGUUGAGAAUCUGUGUUUGUUUUUCAUGCUGCUGUUGAGAGCUGUCUAAGGCAAGUAAACACCAUGAAUUUUAUCCUGAAACUUCACAGACAUUUUCAAAGAACAGUAAUUUUGCUGGCCACUUUUUGUAUGGUGAGCAUAGUUAUUUCUGCCUACUACUUGUAUAAUGGCUACAAACAGGAAAAUGAACUCCCUGAAACCUCUUCAGAAGUGGAAUGUGGUGAUGCUCAACUGUUGCCUUACAAGCUGAUGGAGGUGAAGACCACGAAGCCUGUUGAUCCCCUGAGGACAGAGCUUGUAGUGCUGGUGUUUGUGGAAAGCCAGUACUCAGCGUUAGGCCAAGAUAUCAUAACCAUUCUGGAAUCCAGCAGGUUUCAGUUUCACAUUGAGAUUGCAUCUGGGAAAGGUGACCUCCCAGUGCUUAUAGACAAGAACAAAGGCAAGUACGCUCUCAUAGUGUAUGAGAAUAUUCUUAAGUACGUGAACAUGGACUCGUGGAACAGAGGCCUUCUAGAUAAGUACUGCACAGAAUACGGUGUGGGUGUGAUCGGAUUUCACAAAGGCAAUGAGAACAGCUUGCAGAGCUUGCAGUGGAAGGGUUUUCCUUUCCAUGUCCACAGCAAUCUGGGUGUUAAGGACUGUUGCAUUAACCCUCAUUCCCCACUGCUCCAUGUGACUAAACCUUCUAAGCUUGAGAAGGAGCCCUUGCUUGGAAAUGACUGGGCUGUUUUCCAGAUUAAUCACACAACUUAUCAGCCAGUGAUAUUUGCAAAAGUAAAGACGCCAGAAAACCUUUCUCCACCUGCUGCUCUCUAUGCCACAGUAAUUCAUGACUUGGGGCUCCACGAUGGGAUUCAACGAGUCCUUUUCGGCAAUAACUUGAAUUUUUGGCUGCACAAGCUGAUUUUCAUAGAUGCCAUCUCUUUCCUCUCUGGAAAGAAGCUCACACUGUCCUUGGAUAGGUACAUUCUGGUUGACAUAGAUGAUAUCUUCGUUGGCAAGGAUGGAACAAGGAUGAACACCAACGAUGUGCAGGCCCUGCUUGAUACUCAGAAUCUUUUGAGAGCCCAGAUUACAAAUUUUACUUUCAACCUGGGAUUUUCAGGAAAAUUUUAUCACACAGGGACGGAGGAGGAGGAUGAGGGUGAUGACCUGCUGCUGAGAUCUGUGGAUGAAUUCUGGUGGUUUCCCCACAUGUGGAGUCACAUGCAGCCACACCUCUUCCACAAUGAGUCCUCACUGGUGGAGCAGAUGAUCCUCAACAAAAAAUUUGCCUUGGAACAUGGUAUUCCAACUGACUUGGGCUAUGCAGUGGCUCCACACCACUCAGGAGUCUAUCCAGUACAUGUUCAACUUUAUGAUGCCUGGAAAAAGGUCUGGAACAUCAGAGUAACCAGCACAGAAGAAUACCCACAUCUGAAACCUGCAAGGUAUAGACGAGGCUUCAUCCACAAAAACAUCAUGGUGCUUCCAAGGCAAACUUGUGGCUUAUUCACCCACACUAUUUUCUAUAAAGAGUAUCCUGGAGGUCCAAAGGAAUUAGACAAAAGUAUUCAAGGAGGAGAGUUGUUCUUCACAGUGGUUCUCAAUCCAAUCAGCAUCUUCAUGACACACCUGUCCAAUUACGGCAACGACCGCCUGGGCUUGUACACCUUUGUCAACCUGGCCAACUUCGUGCACACCUGGACAAACCUGCGACUGCAAACCCUGCCCCCCGUCCAGCUGGCUCACAAGUAUUUUGAGCUAUUCCCUGAGCAGAAGGACCCUCUCUGGCAGAACCCCUGUGAUGACAAACGGCACAAAGAUAUCUGGUCUAAGGAAAAAACCUGUGAUCGGUUACCAAAAUUCUUGGUUGUAGGACCCCAGAAAACUGGUACUACAGCCUUGUAUUUGUUCCUGAUCAUGCAUCCUUCCAUCAUUAGUAACUCCCCCAGCCCAAAAACCUUUGAGGAGGUACAGUUCUUUAAUAGAAAUAACUACCACAGGGGGAUUGAUUGGUACAUGGAUUUCUUUCCAACUCCUUCUAAUGUCACCACUGACUUCCUCUUUGAGAAAAGUGCCAACUAUUUCCAUUCUGAGGAAGCUCCCAGGAGAGCUGCUUCCCUCAUCCCCAAGGCCAAGAUCAUCACCAUCCUCAUUGACCCGUCGGACCGCGCUUACUCCUGGUACCAGCAUCAGCGAUCCCAUGAAGAUCCUGCAGCUCUGAAAUUCAGCUUCUAUCAGGUGAUCACAGCUGGCCCUCGAGCCCCCUCUGAGCUCAGAGCUCUGCAGAAGAGAUGCCUGGCACCUGGAUGGUAUGCUACCCACAUUGAGAGAUGGCUCACUUACUUCCCACCUUACCAGUUGCUGAUUAUUGAUGGACAGCAGCUGAGAACUGACCCAUCUACUGUAAUGGAUGAAGUACAGAAGUUUCUGGGAGUCUCUCCUCAUUAUAAUUACUCUGAAGCCCUAACGUUCGAUUCUCAUAAAGGAUUCUGGUGUCAGCUCUUGGAAGAAGGAAAAACCAAGUGUCUUGGAAAGAGCAAAGGCAGAAAAUACCCUCCUAUGGAUUCUGAGUGCAGGGCCUUUCUGUCGAGCUACUACAGAGAUCACAAUGUGGAACUGUCAAAACUCCUCCACAGACUGGGACAGCCCCUGCCAUCGUGGCUGAGACAGGAACUACAGAAAGGUGAAUAUUUAAAAAUGUGCAUCAGAUGGUGGAAAAACUUCCUAUGUCUCAGUGCUGUUUUACGACAUUUAUGUAAUCAUGCAAUUUAACUUUCAAGGUAAUGGAAUGGAAGCCAGUCUGGUAUUCCCUAAAUAGAAAACAGAUGUUGAGAUCCUUACUGUACCUCUAACUGGUAAUCUUUAUUAUUUAUUGAUUUUUGUCUAUGUAAUACGUGGUUUUGAUAGGCCUGUAAAGAAAAAAACCUAGACAGAUUCAGAUUUGCUGUAUAUAACAAUAUUCUUUACACAGCACAUUUUUGCUAAGGGAAUAUGCAUGAUUAAGGAUGAGGACCUACUAGAGUAGACAUUUUUUAAGAUGAACAUUUCUAUUAUUUAUUAGAAUGAGAAUUUCAUUUCACUUUAAAUAUUCAGUCAUAUGGAUUUGUCUCAAAAGCUGACUUGACUUAAAGUACUUCUUCUUUGAUAAAAGAAACAUUCUGGAUUCUGAACAUCUGUAAAAGCAAAAGCUCUGCAUGCUAUGGACUGCUCAUGCAUCCUGCAAGCAUCCACAUAGAUUUGUUGAAUAACUGGAGAAAAUACCUGGGGUUUUCAUCCUGUCAUGAUUGAUUUUACUCUUGAUACAACCUGCUGUAACAUCACUCAAAUGUUUUAGAAAUGCAGGGAUUGCACAAAGCUCCUUUUGUGCAUUGCUGCCUCAGUUCUCCAUGUUCUUCAAUGAAACAGUGUUAUAAAAUCGAGGAAAAUGGGACAAACCUUGGGCACUGUCAAGAGCCUGGUGUUUUCAGGGUGAGAACACAGACUGAGUGCCUCCUACAUGCAGGAGGAGGAAUGGCCUUCAGCAUCAUUCCUAGUUCAUUCUUUGUUUUAAAGAAUUCCCUCUCUGUCUUCUUGCCCUGGGAAAGCAAGGCCCUGACAGGGUGAGCAUGAGUGGGCAGUCAAGGACAGGGUGGUGUCAUUGGUCACAUUGUCCCCUGGGGAAUUGUACAGCCCAUCUGUGGUCACCAUGAGGUACUGGCACAAUAAAUCCUCCACAUGCACGGCCUCGGCCUUGGCUGGAUUAUUAGUUGGUUGUAAAAGGAUGGUAUGAAGCCAUGGGGGGUUUUAAUUCCAGAAUUGUUCUGUUGAAAUGUGUUCUUCCAUUUAACAGGAGCCUUUAAAAAGCACGUGUAACAUGCAGCCAGCUUGGUGGAGGAGGAGGAGGAGGCUGAGCACAGCAUGCAGCCAGCAGCUGGGUGUGUGUCAGGGGAUGCACCCGAGCACAGGGGAGCAACCUGCUCAC